Molecule: messenger RNA, 2241 nt
Organism: Diospyros lotus (date-plum)
Lineage: Eukaryota; Viridiplantae; Streptophyta; Magnoliopsida; Ericales; Ebenaceae
Product: UPF0481 protein At3g47200-like
Exons: 1
Coding region: 514-1812 (432 amino acids)
Source: RefSeq, a predicted model, not a curated record
GUGAGUGUGUUUCGGUGUAAGUUACCAAGUCAAUAACAUUUUCCUUUUCUUGCCCUAAGCACGCUCAAGAGUACUUUGAAGAUCAGUGAUUCUGGGUUUUGCUUUGAGUCCUACAUCAUCCAAAUGUUCCAGGUUCCUCUUUUGCUCUAAUAUCUCUGUAUCUCUGCUUUUUUUUCAUUACCGUAAUCAGGGUGGAAUUACGUAUAGGGAUGGGGUGCCAAUUGCCAUUACAUCCAAAAUCUUUUCAUUCAUAUGCAAUGUAAAUCCCUAUUUGCCUCUUAGACUGGAUUCUUUAUCCCUAUUUGCAUCGUUACAAAGUUUUUUCAUAAUGAUUAGUGUUAAAUUUAUUGUAAUAUUUUCAAUAAACCGUCUUUAAGAUGUGGGUUAAUCAUGGAUCAAAGAAACGAAAAAUCCAAGUCUGGUUAUUUGGUUUGGAUACUUAGAAGAUGUUGUGGAUUUUGGUCCUGUUUUGUUUUCCUUCAGGUUGCUUAAUUAAGAUAGUGAAACAAUAAAAUGGAGAGACAGAGGAAUAAUAACUCAUUUGAAAACAAAACUGAACAAGAAGAUUUGGCACUGUUGAUAGAAAGCACAGAGCUUCCGGAAGAGUCUAGUGUGAAAGAGUAUUGUAUCUAUAGAGUACCUCAGAAAGUUCGGCAAAUAAAAGAAGCAGCAUAUACACCUCGUGUCGUUUCAAUUGGUCCCUUUCACCAUGGAGAAGAGAGAUUGAAAUUAAUGGAACCACUUAAAUUGGGCUACCUUAAGAGCUUUCUCGAAGGGACUAGGCUAACAUCACAGUAUUGUAUUAGCAAACUCAAAGAGUGGGAACUAGGAAUUCGGAACUGUUAUGCUGAGAGCAUUCCACUUGAAAGUGAUGUUUAUUUGAAAAUGAUUCUAAUUGAUGCUGGCUUCAUAAUUGAGCUUUUCCUUAGAUAUUGUGACGUGCGCAAUUGGGUAAAAAGAGACCCUUUGUUCUUAAAACCGUGGCUCGCAGAGGAUGUUGCCCACGACUUGAUCUUGCUUGAGAAUCAGCUUCCAUUCUUAGUUCUUGAAGGCUUGUUCAACCUUGCUACUGCCAAUUUUGUGACUGUUGAUUUGCCCACCUUUCUUCAGCUUACUUUAAACUACUUUGCGGACCUCAACCCGCAAAAACUACAACCUGAUGGUGUGAGUUUGCGACAUUUCACUGAUUUGCUGAGGAUAUUUUACUUACCACCAAGUGAAAGAUUACAAGAAAGAUCAGAAGUAGGCAAUAUAUUGGACCAUUUAUAUACUGCAAGUGAGCUAGUGGAGGCAGGAUUGAGGUUCAAGGUUGAUAAAACAAAAAAAUGCUUACUUGAGUUACAAUAUCAUAAGGGUGUCUUGACAAUGCCACGCCUUGAUGUAUCUGAUAGAACUGAGUUUCAUUUGAGAAAUAUAGCUGCAUUUGAGCAAGCUCAUUAUUCUUCUAAGACCUACAUUACCGAUUACUUGAAGGUGUUAGAUUUCCUUGUUGAUACUGAUAAAGAUGUGAAUGUACUAGUUCACAAGGGAAUUAUUACUACCUUGUUGGGUGACAGCAAUGAAGUGGCUACUAUGAUUAAUCGUCUUUGCUCAAAUCUUAUCCAGCCAAAUAUGAACUUGGAAUACCUCUUUAUCUGUAAGCAGUUAAAUGAUUUCUAUGACAAGCCUGUAAAUAAGUGGAAGGCUGGCAUGAUACGUAACUACUUCGACACUCCUGUGAAAACAGUAACUUCUAUUGCUGCAAUGGUAUUACUUAUACUCACCGCUAUCCAAACUAUUUGUACUGUCAUUCCACUUGUGAAGUCUAAUUAGAUGACUUGUACUUUCAACUUUGAAUCGAUAUGAAAUGUUAGUAUGCUCACCAAAGCAUAAAAUACUCUUGUGCACUUUUUAUUUUUAUUUUUAUUAAACUGGGUCUACACACCACUAUCUAAUUGGAUAGGCAUAUUCAAACUUAAGACAAGCCAUUCUUGGUCCAAAACACCCACAACUUCAACCCUUUGUGGAGGAGAGCUUAUAAAAACCUUUUUUGUUCAAGGGUGAACAUGAAGCUCAAGGGGUUCGCCACUAACUGGUCUACAAACCAGUUGUUGGUUAAUUUAAUGUUUCACACUUUUAUUAAGACCUUAGUGUGAUUGCAAAAAUUUCAAAAAAUUAAGUCACUCGGUAUGUGCCAAGACACACAGUUCGUUAUAAGAUACAAGAACUACAUGAUAUGUAUCAACCAAAAAACUAUAACUU